Molecule: messenger RNA, 228 nt
Organism: Triticum turgidum subsp. durum (durum wheat)
Lineage: Eukaryota; Viridiplantae; Streptophyta; Magnoliopsida; Poales; Poaceae
Source: the annotation of a GenBank genome assembly
AUGGGCGACCAGAGCCUGAGCCUGGGCAUCCUCAUCGACAUCGUCGACGAGCAGUGGAUGCGCGACACCCUCCCCGCCGACGACAUCCCCGUGCCGCCGGCGAUGGCCGUGAAGACCGAGGACACCGAGGACCCCGCACCCGCAAGAAUUAUUUUAUACCAAACAGAUCAGGAAAGCCUGCCAGCACAAGGGGACGUAUGGAGGGAUUUUGCCUUGGAGAAUAUCUAA